Microthlaspi erraticum is the source of this 1485-nucleotide messenger RNA. The record is from the annotation of a GenBank genome assembly. NCBI's taxonomy places the organism in Eukaryota, Viridiplantae, Streptophyta, Magnoliopsida, Brassicales, Brassicaceae.
AUGAGCCGAAGACUGUCUUAUGCGGAAAAAGGGAAGGGUCAAGCAGCUUUACCUCUACCUCCCCCUCCCCGCCAAGCCCGAGUCAAAGUCCCUCCUUUUGACAACUCAAAGUUAGUUAAGAAGGCUUCGCUCACACUGAUUGGAAGAAUAACUAACCCAAAAAUCCAAAGAGUUUGGUCCCUCAUUUCAUUCUUCACUGACCACUGGAAGGUCUCUGUAAAACCGGUUGGAGCAGAUCUCGGACACGGACAGUUCCAGUUCCAGUUUGCUACGGAAAAAGAUCUUCAACAAGUCUUAGAUAACAGACCUUACCACUUCGCUUAUUGGAUGAUAAUACUCCAACGCUGGGAACCAACUACGGUGAGCUCCUUCCCAUCUCAGAUCCCGUUUUGGAUCCAGGUUCAAGGAAUCCCAAUCCAUCUCUGGUCUGUAGAGACUCUACGCAGUAUUGCUGAUAAUAUCGGACAAUUCCAAUCAAUGGAGAUCACCUCUACUACGGCAAAAAUUCAAGUCCAUAUUGAUAGCUUGCAACCCCUUAUUACUUCCUCGGUGGUGGAAUUUGAAAACGGAGAUGAAGCAGAAGCCACACUGAUAUAUGAAAAGCUGGAAAAACAUUGUAUACUCUGUUGGAGCCUUCUUCAUGAUGCCAAAGACUGCGACCUAGCCUCACCGAGGAAGGAAGGCAUCACUCAUGAAAAGCGAGACCUCGCUACUAGAAGUCCGAGAGACGAAGGUCCCUUGACCAGAGGAGAGUCACACCACUCCAGGACAGGAAGCCUCGUUGGUCCAAAAAACCCAGCUCCGCCAAGACGCUAUCGAGAUAGUCGAGAGCAGGAGUCGAGACUCCCUCUACCAAGAAAUGAUAGAAUUUAUUCGUCAACUUUAGAAAGAGAGCGAUCACGAAAUUCAAGCAGGGACUCGCAAUACCGAGGAAGAGAUUACAGAAGACCUUACCCGACUGAUCUUAGACACUCUCUGGACUCUGCACGGUCUCACCACUCGUCCUUUUCUCAGCAUGAGGGACAUGUCGAGACAAACUCUCACCCUACAGCAAGAUGGGUGGAGAAAGCGAGACUAGACCCUAUUACCCAUGAAAGGAGAUCGGAUGUUCAUCCCUCUAUGUCUGAGAGCUCCAGACAGAGACGCCCCCCUCUUGAUAGAGAACUCUCCCCCCACCAAUCUCCUGAACAUCUCCCUAGAGAAGCAUUCAAUACGGCCUUAAAUGAAGUACAAGAUGUCAUGGUACAAUAUUCUUCCUGUGCGGACCCUUCUGAAAGCGCUGCAAGAAAAGAGAGAUUAAGAUUAGCAGAAGAAAAUGGACAAGUUGAACAUGCUGCAGCCCAAAUGGUGAGAGCCUCACUUGCAGCACAAUCACUAGCAGCUGAGCUGACUUCUUCAAUAGCACCAAACCCCGACCUCAGAUCCGCUGAACGCAUUCCCGCUUCCCAAAGGCUUGGCCCAACUGAUCUUCCUGAGGAAACAUGA